GCAGUGCACAAUAAAGCGCUAUAUAAUUGCCUCAUUCAAAAGAUAUAUUUUUGAUUUUGGCAGAUCAGCUCCUCCCACACACCAAUCACAUCAUCUGUGAAGCUCCUCCCACAACAGUCACUUGAUCACUGAAGCUCCUCCCACAGCCAUUCACCAAUAAAUGAUAGAAUAUUCCCAUCAGUUUACAAGUGAAGACCAGCAUUAAAUCAUCAGGAAGAGCUGAAAUCUGUAAAGACUGAGUUUAUUAAAGAGGACAGCGAGAAGAUGAGAGAUCCAGAACCCUGCAGAAUCAAACACACUGAAGAUACUGAACAACAAACAGAGCUGAUGGAAGAGAACGCGGCGAGUGAAGAACUGAGUGAAGUGAAGGAGAAACAGCAUGACAAACUUGGAGAAAAACCUUUCAGUCACUCAAAGACUAAAAAGACACUUUUAAAGAAAACAAGAGCCAAGAAGUCUUUCGCCUGCACUCAGUGUGGAAAGAGUUUCCCGUACAAAAAACAUCUUGAGAUUCACAUGAGAGUUCAUACUGGAGAAAGACCGUUCACAUGUGAUCAGUGCGGGAAGAGUUACAUGCUAUCAUCACAUCUUAAGAGACACAUGAGAAUCCACACAGGAGAGAAGCCGUAUGCAUGUGAUCAGUGCGGGAAGAGUUUCUCAGAAAAACGAAGCCUUGAGAUUCACGUAAGAGUUCAUACUGGAGAGAAACCGUUCACAUGUGAUCAAUGCAGGAAGAGCUUCAGAGGAAAACGAAGUCUUCAGAUUCACAUGAGAGUUCAUACAGGAGAGAAGCUGUCCGUGUGUGUUCAGUGCGGAAAAAGUUUCACAAUAAAAAAAAAUCUUCACCGACACAUGUGGAUCCACACUGGAGAAAAGCCACACGUAUGCAAUCUAUGCGGGAAGAGCUUCACAGAUUCAUCACGUCUUAAAGUACACAUGAGGAUCCACACAGGAGAGAAGCCGUAUGCAUGUGAUCAGUGCGGGACGAGUUUCUCAGAAAAACGAAGCCUUGAGAUUCACAUAAGAGUUCAUACUGGAGGGAAGCCGUUCACAUGUGAUCAGUGCGGAAAAACAUUUUUUGUGGCAUCAGCUCUGAAGACACACUUGAAGGUUCAUGUGAAGGAGAAGCCGCAUUCAUGUUCUCAAUGUGGAAAGAGUUUUUCACGUCUUCAUUAUUUACAAGAACAUCAGAAAAUACAUACCGGUGUGAGAGAGUACAUGUGCUUUGAGUGUGAAAAGACUUUUAUUUCAGAGAGCCAUUUAAAGCGCCACCAGGUAAUUCACACUGGAGAAAAACCUUACAAGUGUUCACACUGUGACAAGAGAUUCAGUCUGUCAGCAUGUCUGAAAAGACAUGAGAGGAUCCACUCUGGAGAGAAACCGCAUGCGUGUGAUCAGUGCGGAAAAAGCUUUGCUUUUAAAAGCUACCUUAGGCUACACAUGAGGACCCAUGCAAUGAAUCAUAAAUCAUAUCACUGCUAUCCAUGCAGAGAGAGUUUCUCUCAGUUAUUUUCUUUAUUCAUUCAUACGAAAAACAAUCACGGCCUGAAAUCACGAACUACCAGAAAUUAUCUGGAAGGAGAGGACGGAAAGAACGCUAGUGAUCCAGAAUCCUGCAGAAAGAAACAUCAUGAUACUGAAGAACAAAGAGGCCUGAUGGAUGUGAACAAGAAAGCAAAAACUGAAGCCAAAAAAUCUGUCAGCUGCCCUCAGUGUAAAAAAAGAUUGACAUGCAAAUCAACCCUUAAGAAUCACAUGAGGAUCCACACUGGAGAGAAACCACACACCUGUGAUCAAUGCGGGAAGAGUUUCUCAGAUAAAGGAAACUUUAAGAGACACAUGAAGGUCCACACUGGAGAAAGACCCUUCACCUGUGAUCAGUGUGGGAAUAGUUUCCCAAGUAAACGAAACCUCCAGAAUCACAUGAGGAUCCACACCGGAGAGAGACCUUACACCUGUGACCAAUGCGGGAAGAGUUUCACUCAGGCUUCUGCUCUGAAAACACAUCUGCUCACUCAUUCUGAAGAAAGACCAUUUAACUGUGAUCAGUGUGGUGCAAAUUUCCGUUGGGCUUCAGUCCUGAAGAAACACCUGAUGGUUCACACAAAGGAGAAGACUCAUUUGUAAUAUAAGGAAGUAAUUUACUAAAAGAGCAAAAAAAAAAAAAAACUUUCAACUUUUUAAGAGAAUGUAAUAUUAUUUUUUUAACCAGUUCUUCAUUGUUUUUCUUCUGAACACCUACUU
Onychostoma macrolepis is the source of this 2244-nucleotide messenger RNA. Its product is annotated as gastrula zinc finger protein XlCGF26.1-like. Gene Ontology annotation, molecular function: DNA-binding transcription factor activity, RNA polymerase II-specific; RNA polymerase II transcription regulatory region sequence-specific DNA binding. The transcript has 4 exons. The record is from RefSeq and is a predicted model, not a curated record. The coding region runs from base 265 to 2127 and encodes 620 amino acids. Lineage: Eukaryota; Metazoa; Chordata; Actinopteri; Cypriniformes; Cyprinidae. Gene Ontology annotation, cellular component: nucleus. Gene Ontology annotation, biological process: regulation of transcription by RNA polymerase II.